Molecule: messenger RNA, 1291 nt
Organism: Vitis vinifera (wine grape)
Lineage: Eukaryota; Viridiplantae; Streptophyta; Magnoliopsida; Vitales; Vitaceae
Exons: 8
Coding region: 1-1086 (361 amino acids)
Source: RefSeq, a predicted model, not a curated record
AUGGAGGCAACACAAUGUCAAAUCACCGAUGCACAAAGUCAUCUUAAUAGUCUUAUUGCAUCAUACAACCGUGACGUGAAAGUGUUGAGGACUAGUUUCACCUCUUCACACUAUCGCACAGAUGAAGGCCAACCGUCAAAUUGUCAUGAACAUGUUAAUGAAAGUGGUGCACCAUUUUAUACAAAUAAUCCACAACAUUCACCUGUUCAUUCUGGUGGUCAAAGAAGAUCUUCUGAAGAUGACCUUGGAUGUACAAAUGAAGGGGUGUCAGAAAGACCCAACGUAGAAGAUGGUGUGUUCUUUGCAAAUGAGGAUCCCCUUCACCUUGGGCCACACAAUAUGUUGACGAAGGAAGAGACACAUGUUGCCGACUAUGUGUUUGACGAGUCAAAAGAUCCUAGUGAGGUGCUUUGUGCAUAUGGUGGCUAUGGUGUGACAUGGGAACAACUUCAAUGCUUAGUAGGGGAGAGCUUCAUUGAUAUUUCGGUGAUUUCCAUGUUCUGCCGAUACAUGAAUGCAAAAGAAGAGAAUCCUUCUCGCAGACACUUUUUUAAUCCAUACUUUGGGGAAAUAUGUGGUUCAAUGAGCAAGUCUACCUCAAAAUCAACACUCAAGAAAAGAUUAGGUAGCUAUUGUGUUAAUCUUGAAUGUUGCAACCAGUUUUAUAUCCCCUUAUUCCAAUUUAAUGAAUGGGUCAUCAUGGUAAUCAAUUUGGAGGCUAAAAGGGUGGAUCUACUUUCAUCAUAUCAUAGCAUUCAACGGAUUCACUUUGUUAAUGAAACUUUCAAAGUAGUUGGAUUUAUGUCGCAGUUAUUAAAAAAUUCCUUCAAACGGAAUGAUGUGAAUAUAAAUAAUUUACAUCCACAGUAUGCAGAUAUCGUUGGCGAUCCAAAAUUAUGUCAUACUAGGAUGUAUGCUAUUCUCUAUAUGCAACAUUGGGAUGGAAGUGGUCUUAAUAGAACCAUUAAUUCUGAACGCAUGAGCCUUGAAAGAUUGAAAUUUGCAACUCAUAUGGUUCUUGAUAGCGAAAACGAAAUUGGUGAAAUGGUUACAGCUAAUAUUUGGUCAACCAACAAUGCAGAAUAGUAUUGGGUAACCUUCACAAUUAAUUUCUUUUGUUUUAUUUCAUUCAAUUUUUUAACUAUACAUUCUAAUUUAAACUCUAACUUGGUCAUCGAUAGUGAAUAAUAGAUUUUGAGGCUAUGUCAUGUCUUCUUUAUGGUACAAUAGAAGGGAUAAGUUAUCAAUACUGCUUCCAAUGCAUGCAUGGUUCAUUUGACUACCAGGUUAG